AUGUCAAGAACAAAGUUGCUACUAAUAUCACCAGGGUAUUCGACCGGUUGUGAAUAUCCCAUUCCAGUGAUAUUACUGAGAUGCUUCGGCGCACCGGGUAUAGCUGUACCAGGCCAUACGAUCCUCUGCUCCACCACAAGCGCUGGAUCAAAUGCCCAAAUUCUUUCCAGUAGUCAACACCAGCCGUAUUAUCUCCGACCCGGUUAUCGCUUCAAAACAAAUUUGCAAGUACAACAGCAAAAUAUAUUGGAUUUAUCGGAUGGCCCCGGAAGACGGUUGCGCAAAAAUGUGACCAAUGUUCGUCGACAUAUCGAUUACAUCUCAAAUGUUCUGAAUCAUUUUGAGGUUUGUUCACUUUUUUUUCGAAGCACCAAAAAUUUGUUCUGA
Gongylonema pulchrum is the source of this 387-nucleotide messenger RNA. NCBI's taxonomy places the organism in Eukaryota, Metazoa, Nematoda, Chromadorea, Rhabditida, Gongylonematidae. The record is from the annotation of a GenBank genome assembly.